Molecule: messenger RNA, 2880 nt
Organism: Ciona intestinalis (vase tunicate)
Lineage: Eukaryota; Metazoa; Chordata; Ascidiacea; Phlebobranchia; Cionidae
Source: RefSeq, a predicted model, not a curated record
UCUUUAUAAAAAAGUUACAUUCACUCAUUCUGUUACUACGUGCGUAACUUCUUCAACGACAGUCGUUAUAACACAAGUGUUCUGUUUUCACCACAGUUGAUGCACGUUCUCAAUUCUUUUUCAGAAGACCGGGUGUCGUGUCCUGUUUGGUUAUAGUUGUCGGUGAAAUGUCUCCUCUAGUUGUCCUUGUAAUUGCGUGAUCGAGGGAGGUAGGUCGGUCGGUCGUUUCUUUUCAUUAGAUUGUAGAACUGUGACGGGUUGACUGACAGGUGCUCGCUCCUUUUUGCCGAGUAGCUUUUGGCUGUUUCAAUAAAACUGUGCUGUAUGCUAAUUUGUUUUCGGAACUUUACAGUAAUUGUUCAACCUGAUUGCGAUUUCGUAAUCCAUUGAAGAGCAUGUUGUACAUGACGUCAUUUCGGAUAUGUUCGUCCGAUUCACGUGGAUAAGCCAUUUCACCCAGGUUUGUAAGAACGGUUACAAAACUUCUUUCCGACUCACCGAUCGCUUGGUUUCUCGGUAAUAGUUGCCGGCCUUUGUACACUGAUAAACGGCGCAAACCAUUUCUUGAGCUGCUCGUAACUCAGAUUUUGCAGGACUCCAUCGAUUGGCCGCAUGUCGAACUUCGUCUCGUUUGGUAGACUUAGGAGAACAACAUUUUUCUCGGUUGCUUCGUUUGCGCCCACACUGUCGCAAAAACUUUCAAACGUUAAAAGAACGGAGUUAAAAUUUCUUCCCAGUUCAUAAUUAGGCGAUGGUUAAAAGCAGUUCAGUUAAAAAUCUUCCUGCUUAAAAUAUUGUUGCUCAAAUCUUCUUGCUUAAAAUAUUCUUGCUCAAAAUCUUCUUGCUAUACUGUGCGCUCCGUCUGUGGUCAAGAGCGUUACUUAUUUAUUCGCUUCAUAUAAAAUCAACUAAACACAGUAUAUAGCGUUUACACACAGUAUAACAAUGGCAUCCGCCCAGUACGAUGCAGUCAGGAGAAUCUCAAAUCCUAGCGUUAACCGGCCAGUCGACACGUGGUGUUAGCCAUUCGUGUGCCAAGAAUGCGGCAAGAAACGCUGUAGUUGAUUAGGCGCGGGCAAUCACCCACGGGCUCAAACAACGAUUACUACGAUUGUUACACAUACACCUCGUGCCCGCUUACGAGUUGGUACGUAUGUAUUUAGUUGGUUGGGGUUAUCUGGGAUUCAUUUUCAUAAUAAUUUUUCGUCUCAUUUGGUGGUAAACAAAGAACAAUCAAGGAAUUUUAUAACCGUAUCCUCACGACUCCCAUAGGCCGUUGUUAAUUGUGUAAAACAUGAUCAAUAUAUUGAGAUAUUUAUGUGCAAAAGGUAUCCCGUCUCCCCAUAUAACUUUGUGGGUUAAUAUUUGACGAAAUUUGUCUUUCUUUUAUGUAUGCCUGGUUAAUUACUGUUUUUGAACGCUUUAAGAGUUUACGAGUUCACAAAAGUUAAGAAAAGAAAACGUGUCUGCUUCACCAAACCACGAGUACACGGUUGAUUUGCAUUGAUUUGUCGUUUGAUUUAUUGCCCACGGUGUCUGUAUAUUAAGCACGAACAUUGAUAAUAUCCCAAUUCUCGUUAGUUUAUUCGUGGUGAAUGGUAAUUCUGUUUUCGUUUCGUGAGCACGUGCGCGGUCUGUAGUGGUAUGUCACAGAACCAAUUCGUGCCCGGCCCUUUAUUUCGUAAUAGAACUACAGCUUCUGCAGCAUUCAAACGUGAUUUCAAAACACGCGCGUGCUAACUUUAGACAUGGCCAUAAAAUCGCUUCAAAACCGAUUUUUUUCGUAAUCCACCCAUUUUAUUCGUUUACGUUCAGAACCAUAGCACUAUUAUUACCAGCAUUAGGCAUUACAAACGAACUCCCAAAAGCAUAUUUUGUGUUUUUUAUCUGACAGCAAUGCAGUUACUACAUCGGGUGAAGCUCUUUCGUUAUCUGGAGAUGGCGGUUUUUCUUUUGUUGCAUCCUAUUUAUGCACAAGAUUGCAGACGAACCAUCAACGUCACCAGUACCCCACAAGUGAUGACGUCACCAGGAUGGCCACGUCACUACCUCAACAACAUGGACUGCAGAUGGGACUUAAACGUUUCACCUGGUAGUCGCAUGAGGAUUCAAUUCACAAAUAUUUCAACGCAAGAAUGCUGCGAUAGAGUGCAGAUAUUCGAUCCCGGUCACCCCUUUAUUUAUACCUUAAGUGGAAACAUCACUGACAUUAAUCUUCAAUCUAAAGCACCAAGGUUAACUGUGAGGUUUCGUACCGAUGGUUCUGUUACAAGUUAUGGAUUCUUUGCUACUGUUGUCGAAACUGUUACGUCUCAAGUCGUUCCAACUACGACCUCGCCCCCUACAGUUUCAUGCGGUUACAACGCCACAGCCACUGAAUCUCCACAGCAGUUGGUGUCUCCUGGUUACCCGGAGUCUUACGCAAACAACUUAGAUUGCUUAUGGAGAAUACAGGCUCGACCAAACAAACGAAUUCGACUUUAUGUCCCAUAUUUUUCGACCGAAGCGUGCUGCGACCAUUUGUUGAUAUACGAUGGUCACGAAGAGGUUGACGCUCUCUACGGUAGAUUGUUGUCCCCACUAACUUUCACAACUACAGGGAAUUUACUUCAACUGCGAUUCACAACAGAUAGAUCGUACUCGUACGAAGGAUUCAUUGCGAAUUUUAGUGAAGUCGAAGCUACUGAUGGCGCACACGACGGCGCCACAACGCCUUUCUUUUUAAAACAUUUGCUAGCAACACAAUCUACAACGACAACUUUGAAUUACCACCUUCAGCGAACAGCAGCGUCAGGCGCUGACACCAAGACUGGAGCGCUGCCUUUAUUUCUUACAAAUUUAAUCGCUGUUUCCGUAUUUAUAAGUUUUCUUUGCAAUUAA